This is a messenger RNA of Suillus clintonianus, 504 nucleotides long. RefSeq names its product ribosomal protein L10. The transcript has 2 exons. Gene Ontology annotation, cellular component: ribosome; cytosolic large ribosomal subunit. Gene Ontology annotation, biological process: ribosomal large subunit assembly; translation. Lineage: Eukaryota; Fungi; Basidiomycota; Agaricomycetes; Boletales; Suillaceae. The record is from RefSeq and is a predicted model, not a curated record. The coding region runs from base 237 to 410 and encodes 57 amino acids. Gene Ontology annotation, molecular function: structural constituent of ribosome.
AUUACCGUCGUUCAACUUCAGAUAAAAAGCAGCGCUCAGCUUCCACCCAUCCCAACUUACCAAGUUACAAGUAACAUGCGAGUGUCACUUUUUCGCUCGUCGAUAACAUUCAGACGCUGGGAUUGAUUUGACCUUGAAAGAGCGUUGGAUUGCGAUUGAUCAGGGUGGAUGUUAUCCUAUCACCUCGGAUGUGACUCUGGAAGACCACCCAGAUACUUGCAAUUCUGCCACAGAUUAUGACAAUCGGUCGUCGUCCCACCCGCUGCUACCGUUAUUGUAAGAGCAAACCUUGCGCGGUACACUGCGGUGUACCUGACCCCAAGAUGAGGAUAUUCAACCUCGGCCGGAAGCGUGCUUCAGUCGACGAGUUUCCUUUCUGCUGUCAUCUCGUCUCUGAUGAGUACGAGUAGCUGAGCUCCGAGGCACUCGAAGCAGCCCGCAUCUGUGCCAACAAGUACGUCACCAAGACGUCUGGCAAGGAUUCGUUCCACAUGCGUGUGCGAG